CACGUCGCGCCGCUGAGGGGGCGGAAGCGGCUGCCGGGUCGGGCAGGAGCUGAAACAGAGCGAGCGCCCCCCUUCCCCCUCGCCAUGGAGUAUCUCAUCGGCAUCCAGGGCCAAGACUACGUGCUCGUCGCUUCCGACACUGUGGCGGCCUCCAGCAUCGUGCAGAUGAAGCACGACCAUGAGAAGAUGUUUAAGAUGAGUGAGAAGAUCUUGCUCCUUUGUGUUGGGGAGGCUGGAGAUACUGUCCAGUUUGCAGAGUACAUCCAAAAAAAUGUUCAGCUCUACAAAAUGAGAAACGGAUAUGAAUUAUCGCCUACUGCAGCAGCAAACUUUACACGCAGAAACCUGGCUGACUACCUCCGGAGUCGGACUCCUUACCAUGUCAACCUCCUCUUGGCUGGCUAUGAUGACCAUGAAGGUCCUGCCCUUUACUAUAUGGAUUAUCUUGCAGCCCUGGCUAAAGCUCCUUUUGCAGCACAUGGAUAUGGUGCAUUCCUAACCCUCAGCAUUCUUGACCGCUAUUAUAAGCCAAGUAUCUCACGUGAGGAGGCAGUGGAACUCUUAAAGAAAUGUCUAGAGGAGCUCCAGAAACGUUUUAUCCUGAACCUGCCUUCUUUCAGCGUUCGUUUAAUUGACAAAGAUGGCAUCCACGAAAUGGAUAACAUAUCCCUUCCAAAAGCGACAUCCUAACCCCGGGAUCGUUCCGCAUCAGUCUCUCAGUUUCCUUCAGGUCUUUUGUUUUUCUACUCAUUUGAAGUGCACAAUUCAUGUACUGCAUUGGGAUAAUUCAAAUAAAGAUUGACAUUUAUAUAGCCA
Molecule: messenger RNA, 816 nt
Organism: Gavialis gangeticus (Gharial)
Lineage: Eukaryota; Metazoa; Chordata; Crocodylia; Gavialidae
Gene: PSMB2
Product: proteasome subunit beta 2
Exons: 6
Coding region: 85-690 (201 amino acids)
Biological process (GO): proteasomal protein catabolic process
Cellular component (GO): cytosol; proteasome core complex; nucleus
Molecular function (GO): peptidase activity
Source: RefSeq, a predicted model, not a curated record